AUGUCUGAAAAACAAUAGUAAUAUUGGCCUAUUUUUACAGAGAAAGAUGAGAUCAAAACGUUUUGGAAUAAGAAAUCUAUCAAUUUUGCUAAAUAAACAAUCUCAUAUUAGCAACUAAUGAAAAGAAUUAGUUGGAAAAGUAACAAACCUACCGAAUAUGAAUUUAUAUUAAGUGAAGAAGGAGUGUUAUUUUAUAAGAAAAAUAAUAAAGUGAAGGGAUAUGUUUAAUUGAAUGAAGAUAUUAGCUUAAAAUUGAUUGAUCUAAAGAUUUCAAACAAAAAAACAGACGCUGUUAAGGUUAUAAGAAUCAAGAGAACUAAAGAUAUAUUUAUAUAUAUAUGGAAUUAAGAUUAGUAUUAUAUAAUUGUAUUACUAAUUUUAGUUAGUAUACCUUUCAAUUCCUGAAAUAUUUGUGUUAAUUUUGUUUUGUUUAAAAUUUAGAUGAACUCUAUACAUUAUAAGAUAUUAUAGGAAAAGGUGGAUUCUCAAAAGUGUAUACUCUUACACCAAAUAUCAGACUCCCAAAUCAACCCUUCAAUUAUGCUGGUAAAGUUUAUAAUAAAAACGAAUUAUUAUCUAAAAAAGACCUUAAAAAAUUUUAUCAUUUCAUUCGAAGCGAGUGUUAUGUAUUAAAAAGAAUCAAUUAUCCUUAUGUACUUAAACUAUGUGAAAUCAUUUAAAUGGAUGAAUUACUAAGUAUUAAUUAUAUUCUAUUCAUUUUUAGUUUUAGUAACAGAAUACAUUAAAGGAGGUUCCCUCUAUCAAUAUUUAAAAGAUAGAAAACGGCUAACAGAACUAGAGUCUACUCAGAUCUUACUCAAAUUAGCAUUAGGCUUGUAAUAAGUUCAUAAGUAUUUAAAUUUCUUUAUUGAUUAAGUCUAGGAUAUGUUCAUAGAGACAUCAAAUUAGAGAAUGUUCUUAUAGAUAAAGAUUAGUUGAAAUUAAUAGAUUUUGGAUUUGCAGAAAAAAUAUGUAGAGAAAGACUUGUAAAUGGUUAAGGAACAGCUGGUUAUAUUGCACCAGAAGUGUUUAUGAAAUAACCGUAUUAAGAAGUAGGGGAUAUUUUUAGUUUAGGAGUCAUAUAUUAUUCAAUAUUAUCAGGUAAGGCUCCAUUCAGAUCUAAUUCAUAUGAUGCCUUACUUAAGUUAAAUAAAGAAUGUUAGAUUGACUUUUCAGAAUUAAGAUUCCCUAAUAUUAGCUAAAAGACUAUGUAUCUUUUAAAAGCUAUGCUUUAAAAAUAACCAGAAAACAGAAUUAAUUUGUAAGAUCUCUUAAAUCAACUAACUAUUUCUUAAAUCUUAUCCCCUACACAUAAUAUGGCUUCUACACAAUCUGUAGUUGAUGGCUCUGUAGGUUUAAGCUUUAAUCAUUUGUAAUCUAAAAACACUUUAAAAUCAUUUUAUUAAAAUAGUCAAAAUUCAUUCACUGACAACCAUAGUUAAAUCUCCGAAUAAAAACCAUCAAAACAAUAAAGGAAUAGAAGAUAUAAGAGUUAGAGCUUAGAUAAGAAAGGAAUGUUUUUUAAAUCAUCAUCUUUUAAACCAUCACUUAGAAACAUAUAUCAAAUUAAAAUUGAGUAAUCUGAUGAUAAUAUAUCAUAAACAGAUUUAGAGUAACCAAUACCUUAAGAAAAUCUUCGAUUUCUUUAAACUUCUUAUCAAACAUUAAACUACAAAAAGUUUAUUUGA
Molecule: messenger RNA, 1688 nt
Organism: Paramecium pentaurelia
Lineage: Eukaryota; Ciliophora; Oligohymenophorea; Peniculida; Parameciidae
Source: the annotation of a GenBank genome assembly